Messenger RNA from Carassius carassius (crucian carp), 2004 nucleotides. Its product is annotated as leucine zipper putative tumor suppressor 2 homolog. The record is from RefSeq and is a predicted model, not a curated record. Gene Ontology annotation, biological process: negative regulation of canonical Wnt signaling pathway. The transcript has 5 exons. Bases 141 to 1964 code for a protein of 607 amino acids. Lineage: Eukaryota; Metazoa; Chordata; Actinopteri; Cypriniformes; Cyprinidae.
ACGAGACACAGUGAGACUGUAGUACUUCAGCCAGUGAAAGUGAAGCGACUGACGUACACAGAUGCAUCGUAUCACUGACACAGAACCAAACGACAUGCAGGAUUUAACAUCAGGUGUUCUGAUCUCGUGUGUCAUCGGUCAUGGCGCUGGUCCAGUCUCUUCCCGUGUCUAUUGACCAUCCGGGACCAGGCCUGGACCCGCGUCUCCAUCCUGCCUCACCUCCCAUGAUGGGAGUGAUGGGUGCCGUCAGCGGCAUGAUGCAGAGUCACGUCUCUUAUCCUGACCGCGCUAACAUUGAGGUCAGCACCAGAUUCCGCAAGGGCACGCCGGGCUCCGGACGCCUGCUGUCCGAAACCUCACAGGACGCUCAGAUGGGAAGUCGGACUCCGUCCAGCAAGAGGAGGAACAUCGCUAGCAGAACGAAGGGCUUUGGUACUCGUUCAUAUUCGCAUGAGGACCUGAUAAGAGACUGGGACGAUAAUCAUUUGGAAGUGGGUACAACUGGUUUGGACGCACCUCCGAAACUGGUUCCAGUGUCUGGACAAUUAGAAAGAAACAUUCAGCAGGCCAUAAUCAGACCCACUGCCUUCAAACCAGUGGUCCCUAGGAGCCGUAACGGCGUGCAGUACCUGUCCCCGCGGCUCGGAGCUGGUCUGUCGGGAAGCCAAGGAAACCUCAGCAUGUUUUCUCCAGAAGACGAAGAUGUUGGGCCGGCGACGAUGGAACGGCGCAGUUCUUACAGCGGCGCUCGCAACGCUUUGACCAGCCAGUCCUUUACCAUGACGGACACGGCUCGCAACUCUUUAACCAACCUGCCGGCGUAUAACAGCCCCGUGUACAACCCCAGCCACAGCGAGGCGAGCAAACAUCACGGAAACUCCAACUCGGACAGCGGCCGCUCCUCGUCCAGCAAGAGCACGGGCUCCCUGAGCGGCCGCGGGCCCCUGCUGACCGAACCGCUGUCCCCGGCACCCAUCCAGACCUACGAGGCCAUCGUCAGAGACCUGGAGGAGAAGCUGAGGGAGCGAGACCUGGAGCUGCAGCAGCUCCGAGAAAACCUGGACGACAACGAAGUAGCCAUCUGUCAGGUGUACGAGGAGCGUCAGAAGCGCACAGAGCUGGAGAUGGAGGAGUUCAGACAGACGUGUGCAGCGAAGAUGCAGAAGGCGUCUCAUAAAGCGCAGCGCGAGCAUCAGCUCCUGCAGCUCCAGGUGUUUCAGCUGCAGCAGGAGAAGAAGAAGCAGCAGGACGACAUGACACAGCUCCUGCAGGAGCGCCAGAGACUCGAGGAGCGCUGCGUCUCCUACGAACGAGAACACACACAGCUGGGGCCCAGACUGGAGGAGACCAAGUGGGAGGUGUGUCAGAAGUCUGGAGAGAUCUCCCUGCUGAAGCAGCAGAUGAAGGACCUGCAGGGGGAUGUGGCGCAGCGUGUCGGUGAGCUGGUGACGCUGCGUGGACAGCUGCGAGAGGUUCGAGUCGAGCUGCAGACGUGUCAGAGUCAGCUGCAGGAGGCGCACACAGCCUCACACACACGGACGCUGGAGCUCGAGGUCUGCGAGAACGAACUGCAACGCCGCAAGAGUGAGAACCAGCUGCUCCGGGACAAAAUAAGCCGUCUGGAAGAAGAGUCGUCUCACCUGCGCACCGACGAAAGCGAGGAGCUGAAGGCACACAAGCAGCAGAUCGACCGGCUGAAAGCGGAGCUCGCUUACGAAACCCAGCGCUCGUCCAAUCAGGCGUCUGCGUUCGAGGGCGAGAGAAAGAGCUGGGAGGAGGAGAAGGAUAAAGUGAUUCGCUAUCAGUCUCAGCUGCAGCAGAACUACGUGCAGAUGUACAAGAGGAACCGAGAUCUGGAGCGAUCGCUCCGUCAGCUUAGCCUCGAGCUGGAGAACCGGGAACAGGACGAUGACAGCAGCGGGAACGAAGUCACAUUCGACGACAUCGCUGCGACCGAGAUCUGAAAUUAGUAAUCGUCUACUGCCGCACUCAUUUCAGAUUGUG